UAACCCGACCGGGCUUUGCUUUAAAUUCAGCAGCUGUCGCGGAAUCUGACGGCCCACGUGAUCCGUACGAUUAAGCAGAGCCGUCCGAUGUGUCCAAGUGGAGGAGGGUUUAGUGACUGUGUUUAUGUAGUGUCAUCAUGGUUGCGUCUGCAGCAGGCAGAUGUAGUGUAUUCAAGGAACCUGCAGAAUAAUUGUUUCGCGUUGGAACCUAGCAAAUCGAAAUUAAUGUUUCUGUAGAAGAUGGUUGCGGCAAUUCAAUUUUGCUUGAAAUGGAUUCAGCAGUCUCGGCUUCUUUAAAUGAUUCCUGAAAUUUCUGAAUCCGUUAUGGAUAGCAACGUGGAUCGCUAGAUCUGCGAGGCUUAGGGUUUGGUUACGUUAAGGGCUUUGUUUCUUUAAGAGUUGCCAAUGGCGUGGCUGGAUCAUGGUCUUUGUCUGCUUAUUUUCGGCAAUUCACAGAAUUUGGGCGAUCUCUGCAAGUUGCGCGGAAAAGUCGUUCGGUUUUUUUGAAGUCAAUAAUUUGGUUGUCAACGCCUUUGCGUUCGAUAGGUCUGAGGUUCGAAUCAUAGGUCCUCUGAUGGUUUUGCCCCUAUGCCGAAAACCUAUCGUUUAUUUACGGCAAUUUCGUCGAGUGCUGUUUGCAUUCGUAAUGAUUCUGCUUGUGCACGGCUCGAAGCCCGUAUAAUGUGUAGUUUAUUGCAAUUUUGUCGGCAAUACUUAUGAAUUCUUCUUUAAUGUCUUUCAAAAGCUGCACAGAAACUCGGAAGCCUGUGAUCAACGAAUUUCCCGUCAAUGCCUCCAAAUUCUACGGUCACGUGGCGUCAUUUCUGUGCAGUGAGUCAUUUCUUGGUUGCUGACGUAAAGGUAGUCCUGUAAUUUACCGCAAUGCAUUGUGGUUAAGCUUCUCGUGGUUAAAAUCUCUCGGCCCAAUCCAAAAGUGAUGGAAAUUUGACGCAUUCAUGUUCCAAAUGAAUCCUUUGUGUUGCAUUGCUCCUGUGUCCCUUGAACGGGACAAAACCACUCAGUCAGUUAACGGAACAAAAUUUUCCAAAAUCCCCGCGCCAGUGGAUGCUACUGGAUCCAGCAAGCCGCAGAAACAUUCUUCGAGCACGUCACUUAACAGAAAUACAUCACUUCCCACUGAUCCAGCCCCUACUAAUAACGCGAGUCGAGCUGAGGGGAUCUCUGUUACUGAGCAGAACGGAGGAAGGUCGCCUUCUGUGCGACCUAAGGCUACAGAAGGCGCUUGCAAAGCAUGUAACGAGGCUAACAAUGUGACCACUGGCAUAGCGGGGAUCGUGUACAAAUGGGUGAAUUAUGGCAAAGGAUGGAAGUCUCGUUGGUUUGUUCUGAAGGAUGGUGUUCUGUCCUAUUACAAAAUACAUGGCCGGGAUAAGAUUGCUCUCAGUCAAGAAACCGAGAAAGGCCUUCGCCUUAUUGGAGAGGAGUCUUUAAAGAUCGUGAGGAAGCCCAAGCAUGCUCGUGCUCGUUCAAAGCAGAGAAAGCCGUUUGGCGAGGUUCAUCUCAAGGUGUCUUCUAUCAGAGAGAGUAAGUCAGAUGACAAAAGGUUCUCAAUUUUUACUGGUACAAAGACACUUCAUUUACGGACCGAAGCCAGAGAAGACAGAGCUGCAUGGAUUGAGGCAUUGUUAGCUUCAAAAGACCUUUUUCCUCGUGGCUUUACAAAAAGUCUCUUGCUACCAAUUGAAGAUAUUUCUGUUUCCACAGAGAAGCUCAGACACCGCUUGUUGCAGGAAAGGUUGAAUGAACAAACAAUUGAAGAGUGUGAACAGAUUAUGAUCUCUGAAUUUUCUGAGUUGCAAAACCAGCUGAAGAUUCUCCAACAGAAACAACUUCAUCUGAUUGACAUGCUGAGGCAAUUAGAGGCAGAAAAAGUGGAGCUUGAAACAACUGUUGUGGAUGAAAGCCAGUAUAAUGCAAAGGUGCAAGAUGUAUCUAGUGGUUCUGGGAAUGGAAGGUAUAGUGAAGGGACAGGGACAGAGUCUGAUGAAGAAAAUGAAAGUCAGGAUGGGGUAGAUGGUGAAACAGAUGAAGAUGUUGACACAUUUUUUGAUACAAAGGAUUAUUUAUCCUCAGAGUCUCUAAGAAGCACAAGUCCUGGGUAUGCACGACUAUCAACAGAUUCACGUGAGGAUAUGUUGGAUGAUAAGGAGUUCCGUCACUCUUAUUCUCUAAAUGAGAGAGAUGCAGACAUGGAAAGGAUUGGUCUUGAUUAUCCUCAUGUAGAAAGACGUACCAAAUUGCCCGAACCUAAGGAAAAGGAGAAAGCAGUUGGUCUGUGGUCAAUUAUAAAAGAAAAUAUUGGAAAGGAUCUCUCUGGGGUUUGUCUUCCAGUGUACUUUAAUGAGCCACUUUCUUCCUUGCAAAAAUGCUUUGAAGAUUUGGAAUAUUCAUACCUGAUUGAUCGUGCAGCUGAAUGGGGAAAACGGAGAAACAGCUUGAUGCGAAUCCUGAAUGUAGCAGCAUUUGCAGUUUCUGGAUACGCUUCUACUGAAGGUCGACAUUGCAAGCCAUUCAAUCCACUUUUGGGGGAGACAUAUGAGGCUGAUUAUCCUGAUAAAGGGCUUCGAUUUUUCUCUGAAAAGGUCAGUCACCAUCCCAUGAUUGUGGCAUGCCACUGUGAAGGUAGAGGGUGGAAGUUUUGGGGGGAUAGUAAUUUAAAAGGAAAGUUUUGGGGCCGUUCAAUCCAGCUUGAUCCUGUUGGAGUUCUUUCACUCAAAUUCGAUGAUGGAGAGUGUUUUCAGUGGAGUAAGGUAACAACAUCCAUUUAUAAUAUUAUUUUGGGGAAGCUGUAUUGUGAUCACUAUGGAACAAUGCGCAUACAGGGAAGUGGUGAAUACUCCUGUAAGCUAAAAUUCAAGGAGCAAUCUAUUAUUGAUCGAAACCCACACCAGGUGCAAGGGUUUGUUCAAGAUAGGAGUGGGAAUAAGGUAGCUACAUUAAUAGGAAAAUGGGACGACAGUAUGUAUUUUGUUCUUGGUGAUGUGACAUCAAAGCCAAAAGGAUAUGAUCCAAUGUCUGAAGCCUGCUUACUGUGGAAACGAAACAAGCCUUCUAGUAAUAACAGCAGAUACAACUUAACGCCCUUUGCAAUAGCACUUAAUGAGUUAACACCAGAUCUAAAGCAAAAACUUCCACCAACUGACUCAAGGCUGAGGCCAGAUCAACGACAUCUUGAAAAUGGUGAAUAUGAUCUGGCAAAUGUAGAAAAGUUGAGACUGGAACAGUCACAACGACAGUCGAGGAAACUCCAAGAAAGAGGAUGGCAGCCACGGUGGUUCCGUAAAGAGAAAGGAAAGGACACAUAUGAGUAUAUUGGUGGGUACUGGGAGGUCAGAGAUCAAAGUAAAUGGGAAGGAUUUCCUGAUAUAUUUGGUCAGACAGUUUCUGAGACUCCAAUUGAUUGAAAUGAGUUUUUGUUGCGUUGAAACGCUACCCAUGUUCAUUACAGGUCAAAAUUCAAAUUGACUAUCAAAUAUUUUUUUAUGUAGCCGACGAAACAGCUUUAUGGGGAAUAAGAAACAUUUCAGGUACUUGAACGAUCAACUAUGCUGGUUGAUUCAGGUUCCUUGCAAUCAGACCGCUCUUGUAUUAUUCUUUCCAUAGUCCUUUAAGUUGGAGCAAUGUUUUUGCUCUCUCUGACGAAGAUCAAAAUUCUAAAGCCAUAUCUCAUGACCUUCAGUUGCAGAAGAAUGAUAUGACUAUACACAUGAUUUUACAAUUUUUGAAAUAUACAGGAGCGCAGAUACACAACUGUUAGAUAUAGGUUAUACUCUGGAUUAUGUUUAUACGAGUGAAAGCUGCUUAUAGGAUUAGCCAUUAUUCAAUUCAAUCUGGGCUUGUGGAACAGAUGACAUCAUUAAAUUGAAGGGGGGAGCCAGUAACAAAAAGAAAAGUUCCUUGAGAUGUACUUGUAUAUUUACCGGUUUCUCAUUAUUUGAAUAUUUCAAUCAAUGCUGCUGAAUCAGUGUUUUAAGUUGGCAUUAUUGAAAAUUGUCUCCAUUUUAACAAGAAUUCUUAGGCUUCUAUACAUGGUUGAUAACUUUGAAUUAGGAGAGUUUGGAUUCAUCAAAUCAUGGCCAUUUCUGGGCAUUCUGGACAAUUGGCAACCUCCAAUCGAAAUGACAUAAAUUAUGUUAUUACUGGUUAGAAUAUUUGAUUCUUGUAACCAAAAUUUGACAUCCAUUUCUAGGGUAGUGUUGAUGCCUAUUUUUAAUUGAUCGUUGCAUGUUGGAAUUUUUAA
Messenger RNA from Cryptomeria japonica (Japanese cedar), 4261 nucleotides. RefSeq names its product oxysterol-binding protein-related protein 1C. NCBI's taxonomy places the organism in Eukaryota, Viridiplantae, Streptophyta, Pinopsida, Cupressales, Cupressaceae. Gene Ontology annotation, cellular component: membrane; cytosol; intracellular membrane-bounded organelle. The transcript has 10 exons. The record is from RefSeq and is a predicted model, not a curated record. Bases 957 to 3425 code for a protein of 822 amino acids. Gene Ontology annotation, molecular function: sterol binding.